CAGUUCACGGGUUGGAGAAGCUGUGUAGAUAAGCGUUCCUUGAGACCUGUGGCCGCUAGUGUACUUUCUCCGAUUCUGGUACUCCUUCACUCAAUUUUCCUCACUUUCUCGCUCUCCAAACUAGGGAACACAGGCAAACUGAGAAAGAGAGAAGCAAAGCCAAAGAAAACCAAAUCAUCAAGAUGGAUAGUGUCUUCUUUUCAACCCUCAAACUCACUCCACUACCCAAUGCCUCUUUCUCCAAUCGCCACUUCGCUUCUCUUUCUCUUCUCUCUCGCAAGUUUCCUAUCAGAAGACUCUCCGUUAAAGCCUCUUCUUCUGCGCCUUCCACCUCCACUGCCAACUCUCAGACCAUCAAGAUCAUAUCGAUGCCCACAAAGCCGAUUGAAGGCCAAAAGACUGGAACCAGCGGUCUACGAAAGAAGGUUAAAGUUUUUAUAGAAGAAAAUUACCUUGCGAAUUGGAUUCAGGCGCUGUUCAAUUCAUUGCCACCUGAGGAUUACAAGGAUGGGGUGUUGGUUUUAGGCGGUGAUGGCCGAUAUUUCAACCGGGAAGCUGCACAGAUAAUUAUCAAAAUUGCGGCAGGGAAUGGCGUUGGAAAAAUAUUAGUUGGCAAGGAAGGCAUCAUGUCAACUCCAGCUGUUUCUGCUGUAAUCCGGAAGCAAAAGGCCAAUGGAGGUUUUAUAAUGAGUGCAAGCCAUAAUCCUGGUGGGCCUGAAUAUGAUUGGGGCAUCAAGUUUAAUUACAGCAGUGGACAACCUGCACCUGAAACCAUCACAGACAAGAUUUAUGGGAACACUCUUUCGAUCUCUGAAAUUAAGAUGGUAGACAUCCCAGACAUUGAUCUUUCUUGUCUUGGAGUCACAACAUAUGGGAAUUUCAGUGUUGAAGUUGUAGAUCCAGUUUCUGAUUAUUUGGAGCUACUGGAGAAUGUAUUUGACUUCCAGCUCAUUAAAGGUCUUCUUUCGCGGUCAGAUUUCAGGUUUACGUUUGAUGCCAUGCAUGCAGUUACAGGCGCCUAUGCAAAACCCAUCUUUGUGGACAAGCUAGGAGCCAGUCCAGAUUCAAUUUCAAAUGGAGUACCUCUGGAAGAUUUUGGGCAUGGUCAUCCAGAUCCUAAUCUUACGUAUGCUAAGGAUUUGGUGAAUAUUAUGUAUGGUGUUAAUGGACCUGAUUUUGGAGCUGCAAGUGAUGGAGAUGGUGAUAGAAACAUGGUUCUAGGAAGGAGUUUUUUUGUUACACCUUCAGACUCCGUUGCUAUUAUUGCUGCAAAUGCUCAAGAAGCCAUUCCAUAUUUUCAGAGUGGCCCCAAGGGUUUAGCUCGAUCUAUGCCAACGAGUGGUGCUCUUGAUCGUGUUGCUGAAAAAUUGACUCUUCCAUUCUUUGAGGUCCCCACUGGAUGGAAAUUUUUUGGGAACCUUAUGGAUGCUGGAAAGUUGUCUAUUUGCGGGGAAGAAAGUUUUGGAACAGGUUCUGAUCACAUUCGUGAGAAGGAUGGCAUAUGGGCUGUUCUAGCUUGGCUUUCAAUCAUUGCAUAUAGAAACAAGGACAAGAAACCUGGAGAGAAAUUGGCAUCUGUUGCUGAUGUCGUAAAGGAGCACUGGGCAACAUAUGGAAGGAACUUCUUUUCUAGAUAUGACUAUGAAGAAUGUGAAUCUGAAGGUGCCAAUAAAAUGAUAGAAUAUCUUAGAGAUUUGGUCUCUAAGAGCAAGGCAGGUGAAAAGUAUGGAAAUUAUGCACUUCAAUUUGCGGAUGAUUUCUCAUACACUGAUCCUGUGGAUGGAAGUGUGGCAUCAAAGCAAGGUGUUCGAUUUGUUUUUACGGAUGGAUCAAGGAUCAUAUAUCGUUUAUCAGGAACCGGUUCUGCAGGUGCAACUGUUAGAAUUUAUAUCGAACAGUUUGAGCCAGAUGUCUCUAAACAUGAAAUGGAUGCCCAAGCAGCAUUGAAGCCAUUGAUAGAUUUGGCGUUAUCUUUGUCGAAGCUCAAGGACUUCACAGGAAGGGAGAAACCUACAGUGAUCACAUAAGGCACAUUCCCAGUCAAGUUCAUUGUCCAAUGUCAUCCUAAGUUACAUGGAAGGCAGGUUGGGCUUUCCAUCUUUUCCCACUCUUCCACUCUCGAUCUCAUGUAGCCCAACAACAUUAUAGUUACAUGGAAGGCAGGUCGGGCUUUCCAUCUUUGUAUGGCGUAGGUUAUUAUAAAUAUUCUUUUUAUUCAGUUUUGGUCGUGCAGUAGAUAAUUUCCCUGUAAGGAAUAAGUUCUACCAUGUAAAAUGUAUGAAAUAAAUUCCCAUUAAAAAUAAAAUGUUCAUUUUCUUAAUAAUAUCAAUUCUCAAUGA
Molecule: messenger RNA, 2339 nt
Organism: Vitis riparia (riverbank grape)
Lineage: Eukaryota; Viridiplantae; Streptophyta; Magnoliopsida; Vitales; Vitaceae
Product: phosphoglucomutase, chloroplastic
Exons: 22
Coding region: 183-2027 (614 amino acids)
Biological process (GO): carbohydrate metabolic process
Cellular component (GO): cytosol
Molecular function (GO): phosphoglucomutase activity; magnesium ion binding
Source: RefSeq, a predicted model, not a curated record